Sceloporus undulatus (fence lizard) is the source of this 1113-nucleotide messenger RNA. RefSeq names its product family with sequence similarity 205 member A (gene SPATA31F1). Bases 166 to 1113 code for a protein of 315 amino acids. The record is from RefSeq and is a predicted model, not a curated record. The transcript has 2 exons. Lineage: Eukaryota; Metazoa; Chordata; Lepidosauria; Squamata; Phrynosomatidae.
CUCCAUGCUUUUGCCCCUUUCCUCCUUGACUCACAGAAUCACCCUGCAGUUUGGCAAAGAAAUAUUAGCACCCAUAAAAUUCCACAAGUCAGAGGAGAGGUACAUAUCACAGAACAGCCUCUUUCGUUCCUAAGCCAACAGACCAAAGAGUAUCUGGAAGCUCACAUGAGGAGUAUGACUACAGAGCACAGAUGGGGACUCCCAAAACACCUCCAAAAAACUCUGAGAGCUUUCCAGCCCUCCUCACCCCCUUUAUGGUCUGGAGAGGCUGGGCCUCAAGAUUCUACAUCUCACACAGUUUCAGGAAACUCUGAGCAGAUGUUCUGGGACAGGAGAGAAGCACCAGAGGGGAAAUCACAGGAAACAAGUUCUCUUGUCGAUUCUGAAAUGAUGCAGCUUGCAAGCAGUGCUGUGCACUUGCCUUAUCCUGCUGAAGCAGGCCAUAUUCUUCUGGAAUUGCACAUUCAGCACAAGAAGAUCCAGCAUGAGUGGGGCCUUCCAAUCACUGUUCAGAGAUCCAUGCAGGCCUUUGCUCCAGUGUUUCUCGAACCACCAAAGAGUCCCUGGUCAGCCUCACAGGUGAGUGAUAGCCAGGGAGAGAGAUGGGAGGGCCUGAUUGCAGAAAGGAGUGGAAGGGCUAUAAAAACCCCAGCGGCAAGCAGAGUGAAAGUGGCAAAUGAACACCUGGACUUUGUGGCUCAAAGCACACAGGUAGAGCUGGAGAGCCAUGUCCAGAACCUGACCCUGGAGCACAGGUGGCACCUUCCCAAGCUGCUGCAUGAAUCGAUGAAGGCAUUCAUUCCUCAAGCUGAGGAAAUGGAGGAAGAAGCCAAGCCCAAGAAGAAGGCAUCAGAGAAACCAGGAAGGAAACCUUACCAUGAAAGAGAGGUAGCAAAGACUUCAGUCAUAGCUGUUAAUGGAACACCUUCCUCUAUUGAAAAGGCAAGUCUGCCUUUCCUCACAGAUGAGGCUUCAAAUCACCUGGAGUUCCACAUCCAGCAAAAGUACAUUCAACAUGCAUGGGGCCUACCCUCCAAAGUGAUCCAGUCCCUGCAUCUCUUUUCCCCCUUUUCCAUGAACUCACAAAAAUAUACUGGAGAGAGCAUGCUGUGA